CCUCUAGCAUCUCAUCUCGCAACAACUCUUGCGACAGUGUUCUUCAUCCCAGUCAACAUGUGCAAUUACAUUCAGACCCAAUAUCAUUGCGGCCACUUCCGGUUCCCCGUGCAGCGCUGGUGCCACGACUACGAGACAACCGGGAAGAGGAAUUGCCAGCCCGACGUUACUUGCGCUGAGUGGAGGGGUGAUGAGGUCUGUCCGGAUUGCCGACCGGUACCUUUAACAACUUGGGAGUGGAUGAUCAAAAGACCGCGGAAGAACUCAUUUGUGAUAGAGCGGGACCAGAUCCAUGACAGGAGUCCAUUUCGCCAUGUCCGGGGCUCGAGUGAUUCUGUAGAACAUGAUGGUUGGACCUUCAUUCGCCUCUUCUUUCUACUCUGGUCAGACUAGACCGAUGGCUCUCCCUUUCGCGCGACCGAUAACAUGUGAUCGUCGUCCUGGCUGACUAACCACCAAAGGACUGAAGAAUGAGCUCGAUCCUAAACGCCUUGGAGCGUGCCAGGGCCGUGCUGCUGCUCGUUUGUGAUCGAUGACCGGCAUAGCAGCUCGUGCGAGAUGACGUCUACCAGCUGCAUCUCUGACUACUCUUAGCGUGCCCACAGGGAUACAGUCAUGUGACCUCAAGAAAUGCAGGCAAAUGCUACGUUGAUGGAGGAGAUGGCUAUACGUGCAUUCGCGUCGGCUGGGAGUACUGUACAAUAGCG
Microdochium trichocladiopsis is the source of this 707-nucleotide messenger RNA. RefSeq lists its product as uncharacterized. The transcript has 4 exons. The coding region runs from base 58 to 393 and encodes 111 amino acids. Lineage: Eukaryota; Fungi; Ascomycota; Sordariomycetes; Xylariales; Microdochiaceae. The record is from RefSeq and is a predicted model, not a curated record.